AUGCAAGAGCGCCCUUUGCGUAGAUCCCCUGUUCCGUUUGAGGUUCCGGCAGCUGUGCACAACGGACGGGCCUUCAUGAAAGAGGGAGCCGAGGGCGGAGGCGGCGAUGCAUUCCAGCAGGCUGGUGGAAGAUUGCCCUACCCAGACCCCGAAGAGGUCGCUACGAAUGAGUUUGCAUGGAGACGAGCGGCACUAGGCUUGGUUUUGAUGUUCACCUGCCCCGGUGUGCCCAUGCUGUUGCAGGGCCAGGAGGUGGGUGAUUGCCAGCCAUACUGCUGGCCAAACGGGCCAGCUUUGGACUGGGACCGAGCGAUGGAAACUUCCGGGAUCCCGGCUGCCUGGAAGAUGCUCUGCCAAGAUCUGAUUGCACUGAGGGUGGGGCGAAGUGGCAUACCGUCAGCAAGCCCGCUGCAGGGCGAUGGCAUCCACAUCUUCCACGACCAGGGUGGUGUAUUGGCUUACCUUCGCUGGCACGAAGCCGAGGAGAGCCGAAACAAGAAAACAUGCGGUGUGCGGCUAGCCCUUGUUGUCCUCAACUUCCGCAACCACAACUUCGGCCACUACACCAUCGGCGUGCCACCCUCUCGAAUUUGGCACAUUGCUGCGAGCACUCCCCGCUUGGAGAACAUUCCUGACGACAUCCAGGUGACCCAGCGCUGUCCUACUCACGGAUUUCCGAACUGCCUCGAGGCGCUAUGUGAGGACAUCAUCCGAAAAUCGAUCUCCAUCGACAAUGUCGUCCAGAUCAUGAUGACGGCAAAGGCACACCGGGCGGACGGUCUCAAGGACAUUUGCAUGGCCAGUGUCCAAGACUUCAUCAUCACCAACGAAGAGAAAAUCAAGCCCACUCCAGCGUUCAAGGAGCUGAUCCAGGAGCCCACGCUGAUGUACGAGCUCCUGAUGCGGUGCUGCACCCGGGUGUCCCCCCCGCUACAUCGCACACUAGACUUCCCAGACCUCCAGGGUGCAAUGCUCCAGUAUGGAAGAUGCCUCUUUGAGCUAUUACAGCUAGCGGCUAGAAGUCAUGAAGGGACCCCAGUAGUUGGGAAUAGUCGCAUGAGAUCAGCAGCAGUGAUGACGAGAUAUUCGCCUUGA
This is a messenger RNA of Symbiodinium sp. CCMP2592, 1095 nucleotides long. The record is from the annotation of a GenBank genome assembly. Lineage: Eukaryota; Dinophyceae; Suessiales; Symbiodiniaceae.